Molecule: messenger RNA, 1503 nt
Organism: Gossypium arboreum
Lineage: Eukaryota; Viridiplantae; Streptophyta; Magnoliopsida; Malvales; Malvaceae
Exons: 4
Coding region: 1-1335 (444 amino acids)
Source: RefSeq, a predicted model, not a curated record
AUGAUUGGUGCCGGUGAACUGAAUACUGUAGAUUUAGCGAUAAGUCUGGUGAAAACAUAUCCAAAACUUGGGGUUACAGAAGAUAUAAACAAUAAUUACGCCAUUAAGCUGUUGGCCCAUAAACCAUCGGCAUUCAUGAGCAGUAAGAGUUUCGUCUUCUGGAAACGUUGGAUCUAUGACUCUUGUAUAAAGAUAUCAGACAGAGAAUUAGAAGAUGAGAAAAUAAUCAAGGUUGAGUUAAGGAGAGAUUUAGAGAGCAAUACAAUGCAGCAUCAGCCUCCAAGUGAUGUUCCAGAAUUUAAGCACAUUCAUGAUGCAAAGUUACAACACGAUCAAGCUGUGGAACUCCUUAACUGCAUAUUUAUCGAGAUACCAAAGCUCAGCAAACAGCAACUGGAAACAAUUGGAUUGGAUAAAGCAAUCUAUGAUGCAAUCAAGCAUGGCAUGUUUGAAUUUAUUGAUGAAAUUAUAGAACUAUAUCCUGAAAUCUUAUGGAGGAAAGAUAAGAAGGGUCGUACCCUUUUUGCAAACGCCAUUGUUCUACGUCAAGAAAAGAUAUUCAACCAUGUCUUCAGAUUGGGGGAAAAGCAGCGUCUAACAUUGCUUCGACAUGAUAUCUUUCGUAACAAUUUCUUACACCUGGCUGCCAAGUUGUCCCCUCCUUCUCGACUUGACCAUAUCUCUGGUGCAGCUCUGCAAAUGCAAAGAGAACUACAAUGGUUUAAGGAGUUGAGGAGGAUUCUACCACCAAAAUUUGAGGAAGAAUUGAACGAAAACAAUAGAACGCCAGCAUCAUUAUUUUCUCAUGAGCACAAGGAACUGAUGAAAGAAGGGGAGAAGUGGAUGAAGAACAACGCAGCAUCCUGCAUGGUGGUAGCUACUCUCAUUUCCGCCGUCAUGUUCACGUCGGCUUUCACUGUUCCGGGUGGCAUCGACGAAAAAACAGGCUCCCCAAUCUUCCUACGAUCCAAUGCUUUCCUGGUUUUCGUCAUCGCCAAUUCUCUCUCGCUUUUUUCUUCCUCCACUUCGGUUUUGGUAUUCCUGGGAGUGUUAACGUCUCACUACGCUGAGAAAGACUUCCUCCAAUCCUUACCGGCGAAAUCCAUACUCGGUCUCUUCACUCUUUUCUUCUCCAUUGUGACCAUGAUGGUUGCCUUUGGCUCCGCCAUUUUCAUCACCCUCCAGGAACGGCUGGCUUGGGUUUCAAUUCCGGUCAUCAUUCUUUCAACCGUUCCCAUUGCUUUCUUUACAUUGUUGCAGUUCCCUCUCUUGAUUGAAAUGCUGGUUUCUACCUACUGUUGUCGCAUCUUUGAUAAGUCCCCAAACCAAACUUAAGUAGUUUAAGGAUCCAUGAAUAAUCCCCUAUUUUGUGAUUUGAUUCAGGUAUUGCUGCGCUGCUUGUUUGCAUAUGAACAAUCACUCCAUUUAUAUUCAUCAUUGAAGUGUUUUUUUAAACAUGAAUAUGAUGGUUGCUCAUUAUAAUAUUUUCGAUGAGUAUUAAAA